Messenger RNA from Phanerochaete carnosa HHB-10118-sp, 3158 nucleotides. RefSeq lists its product as uncharacterized. The transcript has 18 exons. NCBI's taxonomy places the organism in Eukaryota, Fungi, Basidiomycota, Agaricomycetes, Polyporales, Phanerochaetaceae. Bases 561 to 2894 code for a protein of 777 amino acids. The record is from RefSeq and is a predicted model, not a curated record.
UACACGCUGAUUUUGUGCUUCUGGUGUCACAGAUCCUUGCGCACUGGCGCGGAUGACCAUCGAGCAAGUCGCCAAACUCAGGCGUUCUCCGGCCAGGGCUUCCCGUGGUGCGCCUCGUGCCAAAGAUGCAGAUCCGAGCACCCGCGCCGAGCACGUCCAAAAUGCUCAAGGAGAUCCCUGCAACGGCGCAUGUUCCCUGCGAGCUUAGCUGACUGCACGAAUGCUGCAUGCAUCGGGUCUGCGGCUUCGCACAGCCGGUCUGGCAACAUGGGCCCUUCGAUGCCGCCGGCACGGAUGAACGCGGCUAGCGUAACCGAGCGUCAUAAGAGCAGGCGGUACGAUGUAGCUCUCGGAGCUUUGUUGCGCUCACUGAUUUCCUCAUAUUCCUCGCGACGUGCAAUUGAAGCCUCCACGCGGUACUCUGAUACAAGGAGCUCCUUCCGGUCUACGAAGAGAGCCAGCGUUUCAGGGUUUGCGAGGUACAUAAGGCAGCGGCGUGUUUAGCACCAGGCAGCUCGUUGUCUGCUCAUCGCUCCGAGGCAGAGCGCGAGCGACUCGCCAUGGCGCCCUACUCUGCACUAGCGUUUGGUGCGAUCGUCCUUCUCUCCGCGCACAGCCACGCAUCGCUGCUCCCACACUCCAUCCGUGACGAGGACUACUUAUCCAAGCGUGCGAGUGUAGGCCCAGUCACCUCCGGACUUCCCUCAGGGUGGAAGUACGGCGCCUGCUAUGUCGACAAUGCAAACGGUCGUGUCUUCGCGGAAGAGGAUCCAGACAACAGCGCCCUCACGGUCGAGUCCUGCAUCAGCUCGUGCACGAGCCAGGGCUUCAGCGUUGCGGGCAUGGAAUAUUCAGUGCAAUGCUUCUGCGGGAAUGAACUCAUCAAUGGCGCCGUGACUGCCCCUGACAGCGACUGCAACAUGGCCUGCGGAGGCAGCGCUACCGAGGCGUGCGGUGGCCCUAAUAGGCUCUCGGUCUACAGCACAGGGACAAUCACAACCCUUCCCGUUCCGACUACGCAGACCACUGGGCUGCCCGGAAAUUGGCAGUACGUUGGCUGUAUAGAGGAGGGCGCAAACGGCAACCGUGUUUUCCCCUACCAAAUUAUCAACACCAACAACAACUCUGCCGAGGCAUGUCUGAACCAGUGCGGCGCGUUCGGAUACCCCGCUGCCGGCAUGGAGUAUGGCGAUGAAUGCUGGUGUGGUGAUAUCAGCGACGUAACGAGCAACAGCGCUGGCAACGCUCCCGCCACCGACUGUAACCAGGCUUGUUCUGGCGAUCCGAUUCACAUCUGCGGAGCUGGUAAUCGACUCUCGUACUACACGUUCCAAGGGGGCAUCGCCAAUUGGAAUACGCCUUCGAACACCGGUCGAUACGAGAUCGGCGGCGUCGUAGUCCCUCUUCUCGUCACUCUCGGAAUCAACAACAAGGUCGCCUUCCUGGAAAAGUUUGGAACGAGCGAGUUUGACAACUCCACCGGCGCUUACGAGCUGGAUCUUAGCCUCGUCGACAACUUCGAUCUGGCGUGGCGGACGAUGCACGUCAAAUCUGAUGUAUUCUGCUCUGCAGCCGUCGUUCUGCCCGACAAAGCCGCGCGUCAGCUGAACAUCGGUGGCUGGAGUCUCCAGAGCACCCAAGGAGUUCGUCUCUAUACUCCUGAUGGCAGUCCGGGUGUGAACGGCACGAACGAUUGGGAGGAGAACUAUGAGGAGCUCCAUUUGCAGCGCCAGCGCUGGUAUCCAUCCGCUCUCGUCCUCGUAAACGGUUCUGUUCUCGUCAUGGGUGGCGAGGUAGGCAGCAACGGCGCGCCAGAGCCUAGUCUCGAGAUUCUGCCGACCCCCGAAGGUGGUCCUACCUGGAUAUUCCUCGAUUACCUUAACCGUACAGACCCGAACAAUUUGUACCCUUACCUCAUCAACCUCCCGAGCGGCAAAAUCUUCGUCGGUUACUACAACGAGGCUCGGAUACUCGAUCCGGUCACCUUUGACACCGUUCAGGUGCUUCCCAACAUGCCCGGCUCCGUCACGAGCUUCUUGGCAGGGCGUACGUACCCGAUGGAAGGUAGCACCGUCAUGUUCCCGCAGCACGCUCCUUACACGGAUCCGAUGACCGUCCUGAUUUGCGGCGGUUCGAACUUUGGGGUUGCGCUGGAUAAUUGCGUCAGUAUUCAGCCUGAAGUGGAAAACCCGCAGUGGACGCUUGAACGGAUGCCGUCAAAGCGUGUGAUGCCGUGCAUAGUAUCUCUUCCCGAUGGUACUUUCCUCAUCGUCAACGGCGCUAUGCAAGGCGUCGCUGGUUUCGGGCUUGCCACCGACCCCAACUUCCAAGCCCUGCUCUACGACCCCACUCAACCGGUCAAUUCCCGAAUCUCCAUCCUCAACACCACGAUUGUUGCCCGGCUGUAUCACUCAGAGGCUACGCUGCUCUACGACGGCCGCGUCUUGAUUUCUGGCAGUGAUCCCCAAACGCCAGGCUUCCCAGAGGAGAUGCGUAUCGAGGUGUACUAUCCGCCGUAUCUGACAGACGGCCGUACACAACCAAGCUUUACCAUCGAAGAGACUGACUGGAAUUACGGCGGGCAAUACUCGAUUACCGUGACGCUGCACGAAGGAACCACGAGCACGAUGCGUGUCUCUCUCGUCGCUGCUACUUCUAGCACGCAUGGAAACGCCAUGGGCAGCCGGACGAUCUUCCCCGCGUUCUCUUGCAACGGAAACACGUGCACGAUCACCGCACCCCCUAACGCAAACAUCUCCCCGCCUGGAUGGCACCAACUCUUCGUUCUCGACGGGCCGACGCCGUCUUUCUCGCACUGGGUCCGCAUCGGAGGCGACCCCGGACUCCUUGGCGAAUGGCCGAACUUCCCUGAUUUCACCCUCCCCGGAGAGUAAAAACGUUCGCUCUUACGAAUGGACUAGACUGUGGCUUGGCUGAAACCCGGACGGUUUUCGUGGAUGUUGCGGAUACGGUUUGAAUCACGACUUGGACACGACUUGGACACGGUUUGGACACGAUUUGCGCGACUCGUAGUACCUUCCUCUCCGAGACGAUUUUCCCAGCGAACAUGCCAAGGACCAGUACUUUCACGCUCUCGGGACUUUGUUUCGUACCUUCUGUAGUAUGGCUAGUAUGAGGUUUUGCGAAUGUAUCUGAUU